Molecule: messenger RNA, 1307 nt
Organism: Orbicella faveolata
Lineage: Eukaryota; Metazoa; Cnidaria; Anthozoa; Scleractinia; Merulinidae
Product: transmembrane protein 45B-like
Source: RefSeq, a predicted model, not a curated record
AUGGCAUGUGCAGUUUUGGACCAAUCAAAAGGGAGAUAACGUGUAAUUGUCUAUAAUUUACGUUUGAAUAAUAUUUUUCCGUCGACCUUGAGUCAGCGAAUAAAACAUUAGGUUCGAGACAUUUAAAUAGCCACAGCUGAUUGUAGUUGAAAAUAUCAAUGCUAAAUAGUUGUUGUCCUGGGCAUUGGUCGAUAGAUAUAAAUAAGUUGUGACAGGCAAGGUGAGGUCGCCCUUCACUCAUAAGACCCACUGGCGUAUAUGUUUUCAAAAUAAUGGGAGAUUUUCUUGGUCACGCGGUGCCCGGUGCUAUGUUUCUUUCGUUAUCGCUUUGGUGGUUCUUGGGUACUCUGAUCCGAACACAACACCGCAUCAGAGACACAAGAGGCCCGUAUCACUCGAACGGUCCAGUGAAAGCAAGAUUAAAAUCACACGCGUACGCGCCCGUUUGGUUCCAGUGUCCCGGGAAAACGCUUUCGAAAAUCCCCAUAGAACCCUUCGUGAAGGUCGUUUUAGCAAUUAUGGGUGUUCUUGGAGAGCUCGUCUUGAGUAAGGCGUGGACUUUGAUCAACAAAGAUGGAGAAUUCGUAGCCGAGAACCUAAACAAUCACAGUCAUACAGCCAUGUACUGUUUCUUCGGAUUAUCUGGCGUAGUUGAUCUUAUGAUGUGGUACAACGUAAUGCCGUUACUGCCAAAGUGUGAUUAUUUGAUCUUUUCAGCGUGUUUUUGGGUCGAAGGAUUUCUGUUCUACUUCCAUCUUCACGGCCAUUCGGAAAUCAGCGUUCGUUUACACACGAUUCUCUACAUCAUAAUAUUUGUCACCGCCGCAGCGUUCCUAGUUGAUGUCUUUUUAACGAGACAACAAUCGCUGUUUGCCUUAAUGAGGGCUAUUUUGUUAGGCCUCCAAGGGACCUGGUUUCUACAAAUUGCUUUUGUUCUCUACGGUCCAAAUCCGUGGAAAAACACACCAAGUAAUGUGGAAUUUCUGACCGUGGCUUUCGCUUGGCAUCUGUUUGUUUUCCUAGCAGUAGCGCUUAUUCUCAUUGCCAUGUUUAAUCGAUUUUGCGGGAAAAAAUACACAACAGAUAAUCAAUUAGUAGAGACGAUUUCUGACGAAGAGGCAGAGAGAAUUCUUUUGGAAAGUUCUUGACAUCGAGACAAUAAGAGCGGGAAAAUUAGAUCAUUUUUCUUCAAAGCGCGGAAUUAAAAACUAAACCAUGCCAUGUAUCUCAUACAUAACGCAAAAAAGAGAUCGCUAUCAAUUGGGCCACCUGGUGAUUUUUAUAAAGUCCACAGCAAUCUAUAUUCA